GAAAAGAGGAGGGAGAAAGGAGGAGUUGAGGAAGCCCUAUAUUGAGUGAUAGGGGCAGAUUAGGCCUGUUGUCACUUUGUGAGCAGUUUUUCUCUACAACAGUGACGAUAGUGGGUAUUUUUGGCCAGCAUUCAGCGGAGAUGGGAACAUCUGGUUACCGGUAGAAGACCCAAAACUAUUCCCACCGAAGUUGUUUACGUUCUGGACUGUGUAUACGUCGCGGCGGCGGUACAAUCUUCCAUACAAUUCAGAUCCUGCAGAUGGGUCAGGGGCUGUGGAGGGUGGCCAGGAACCAGCAGCUGCAGCAGGAGUACGGAGAGCACUGGGAUGCUGGACCUGGCCUUGACGGAGAUCCCCAGGAUUUGGGGAUGGAGAUGGGGGUUAACCCAGGCCAGGCUCCCCCCUCCCCCGGGGUGGGCGACCUGCCACCUCACCCCCACCCGCGGCGCCACCCCCAGCACUGCCAAGGGGCAGACAUCUACCAGCUGCUGCGUGCCCGCCGGGGGAAGGAGCAGCAGGGUUUCAUAGACCUGGAGAUGCUUCCUCCAGAGCUCAGCAUCACCAUCCUGUCCUACCUGAACGCUACAGACCUCUGUCUGGCAUCCUGCGUGUGGCAGGACCUGGGCCACGACGAGUACCUCUGGCAGGGUUUGUGUAAGUCCACAUGGGGUCACUGUUCCAUCUACAAUAGAAGGCUUCCCUAUGGCUUCUCAUAUAGAAGACUCUACAUGAUGCUAGAUGAAGGCAGUCUGACGUUCAACGCUAACCAUCAGGAGGGUAUCAGUUACUUCAUGUCCAAAGGCAUACUGGUGGACCACCCCAAGGAGCUGGCCAAGUUCAUCUUCUGCACUCGCACGCUCAACUGGAAAAUGCUGAGGGUAUACCUAGAUGAGAGGAGAGAUGUUUUGGACGAGCUGGUCACGCUGCACAACUUCAGUAACCAGUUCCUGCCCAACGCACUGAGGGACUUCUUCAGGCACAUCCACGCCCCAGAGGAGAGGGGCGAAUAUCUGGAGACGCUCAUCACCAAGUUCUCCCACCGCUUCUGCGCCUGCAACCCUGUCCUGGUCCGGGAUGUGGGUCUCAGCCCAGAUGCGGUGUAUGUGCUCUGCUACUCGCUCAUCCUGCUGUCUAUAGACUUGACCAGCCCGCACGUCAAGAACAAGAUGUCCAAACGCGAGUUCAUCCGCAACACGCGCCACGCUGCCCAGAACAUCAGCGAGGACUUUGUCGGCCAUCUUUACGACAACAUCUAUCUCAUCGGCCAUGUGGCGGCCUAACCGGGAAGUGAUGAGGAGUGGAAGUCGGUGAAUACAUGAACCAGUGAUUGCACUGAUGCAAGAUACUACUUUGGACAAUAGUUGUUGCUGGUCAUUCUUAAUAUAGGGUCCUGUACUGCUAGCAAUGAUGCUUGUUUCCAUACUGGGUGGGAGGCAAUCUCUUCUCCGGCUGUAGAGCCAAUGGAGACCAAGUAGCGUAGCGAUUUGGCCCGCCCACAUGAAGUGACAUCUUAAGGUGUGAGAUAUAGCCUCAGACAGGCUAGACGUAUAUUCAGCACAAAAGUAGCAUAUGACAAUAUAACCAACUACUUCCAGCUUAACCACGCAGAAGUGUAGCUCCAGUAUGUUAACGAAGUCAAGAAGAAGUUAAACAUAUGCUAUGAACAAGGACUGAAUAUUACUACAGCAACAAUUAGCAGUUGUGGUUCACAUUAUACUCCGUUUUUGUUUUGUGAAUUACUCUUGAGUUUAAUAUUCUAGUUUUCUUUUUUAAAUUAUUGUUUUUGUUGGAAUGUUUUUUACGAUUUAGAGGAACUUAAAAUAAGGACUAAUGGGCUGGUAGAAACUCCACUGCAUUUUUGUCCUUAACUUUGUGAGCUGGAUUCAAUUGGAUGGAAUGAAUAUGAAUUUCCAAGAGGCACAACAAUAAUUAAUCCAACCACAUUUACAACAUGGAAUCCUUUUAUUUUUAGCAGAGAACUUCAAAGGUCUAUUUGCGUCCAUUCCAAAGUAUUUUAUGAGUUGUAAAGUAAUCGCCAUGGGUCAUACUCUGAAUUGAUGUAUGUGGAUGAGUAGAAUGUCCAUGGGAAUCUCAGAGCAUCCAAUUUUGAGUUUGUAAUGUGAACUCUCAUCUGCAUGCAUCUCGGCUGGGUCGUAUUAAUUAGUGUGCAAAAUUGAAAACGUUUUUCACCUACGGAAGACGAAAAUAAAUGUUUCUUAUUGGACAAGUCCAAUUUUGUUUCUCAAUGUUGCAAUCCAUUUUAUUCUAUUUGGUGCCUAAUGAACACAACACUGGUAAUACAGCUCUUGAUUGUUGAUGGAAAAAUAGGUGUCAAAGUUGAGGACAAUUGUUCAGUGAAUUUUUACCUCUGCCCAAGCUGGGGUAGGUAAUGUUGGUAAAUGAAGGUAUCUAUGUUACUUUAUCCUUUUGUGUUGACAAGCAUUCUACCCCUUAAAAACAGGCUGAUUCCCAAAUGACAUCCUAUUCCCUAUGUGUUGCACUACAGUUGAACAGGACCCAUAGGGCUCGUGUCAUAAGCAGUGCACUAUAUAGGGAAUAGGGUGGCAUUUGGGACACAUCCCGGCACUGACUCUAGCACCGAUUUCCUGCGUUUACACAGGCAGCCCAAUUCUGAUUAUUUUUUUCCACUCAUUGGU
This is a messenger RNA of Oncorhynchus mykiss (rainbow trout), 2657 nucleotides long. RefSeq names its product F-box only protein 8. The record is from RefSeq and is a predicted model, not a curated record. Gene Ontology annotation, molecular function: protein binding; guanyl-nucleotide exchange factor activity. Gene Ontology annotation, biological process: regulation of ARF protein signal transduction. Lineage: Eukaryota; Metazoa; Chordata; Actinopteri; Salmoniformes; Salmonidae.